UGUUGGGCCUUCCGAGCAAAAUACUAAACAAAAUACACAACAGCAGACAACAGUUCAGUGUAAUUGAACAACAAGAUUGUUGUUAAAAACAGUUUGCUGUUUGUUGCUAAAUGAUAAACAAGUGUUUACGGAAAAACUCUUAACAGUCAACGAGCCAAAUAUUUUAGAAAAAAAUACUUAAGGCAGUGUUUCGUGUGUGCUUUUUAACUUUAUACGUUGGUUUUUUUUCUGGCGUUUGGCCCAACAUGCUGUUUUUACUGGCAUUUUAAUCGUCUUUGACAUCAACGACAACAAACACUGGAGCACACAGCAACAAUGUCACACUUAAAUUGAGUUGACUGCUAAAAACAGCACGCACGGUUUGACAUGUGAAGUGUGAACAUUUAAACGAUGUGUGAUUUUUUCGCCCCUCAAACCCUGCUUGAGUGCCCCUUGUGGUGGCAACAAAAGACCUUUAUUGUGACUAACAGUACUUAUGUGGCUGCUACAAUUUCAUUUGGUUAACUGUCAGUAUUUACUGGUUUAAUAGACAUUUAAGUGGGUGUUAAUUUUCAAAAGUUGUAUUUUUUUUUGCUUCAUUUUCCUGUGUGCCCGUGUUUGAGUGACCAUCAUCAUCAUAAUUUGUUAAUCUUUGUUUCCAGUGUAUUUAUCAUGAACUGAUGUGACUUUUAUUAAUGUGAGAAACAUUUAUUUCACAAAAACGAAAAGCAAAAAAUGCAUAAAUUAAACAAAUAUGACUGAUUUCAAAGGUGUCUUUUGAUUAAUAUUAAAAAUAAAAAAACAAUAAUUUAAUUAAGUGUAACAUGAACAUAUUUUGUGAUAAGUUGUUCAUAACUUUAAUUUUUUUUCAAAAAAUAAAUGACAAUUUAAUUGGCAUUUUCUCUGUGUUUAUGAUUUCAAAAAUCCCCUUAUAUUAGACUGAUUUAUAAAGAAAAAAAAUUAUAUGGUUUGACCAAUAAGUAAAAUAAAAGAACAGUUUAAGAUCUGUGAUAAGAUUUAAGUAAGAAAAAUAAAAAAAACAUGAUUUAAAAAAUCAAUGAUAGACUUUAUAAAAAUAAUAAAUAAAAACGAAUGUUGCACAAUAAAAGAAGACGCAAUCGCUGCAAUUACGGUUCAUAUCGAAACAACAGCUAUCAGAAUCAAAAUUGUCCCAAAAAUUAUAAAAAUCGCGAAUUUAACGAAUAUUAUACAAAUAAUUUUACACAAACAAAUCAUUUCAAUUCAUACAAACGCUGGUCGGAUUGGGACAACAGUAACAGCAGCAGCAAUAAUACAAAUUACAAUCGUUGGAAUUUAAAUCGUAAUAAUAAUAGUUAUCGCAACAAUUAUAAUUAUUCAGAAAAUACAUACAAAGAACGAGAAUCAUCAUUUGCCGAAGAUUCAUUUCAAUACAAUAGUUUUAAUAACGAUAUCAGUCAAACCAAAGAAACUGAUCCAGUUCAAUCCAUAAUAGAAACAGCUACAACAACAACAUUUGAAAAUACCAAAACAUUUAGUAAUAAUAAGUUUAAAAAUAAUAAUAAUAGUAAUACAACUUUAAGAAGUAAACAAUUUAAACAAAAGAAAACUAAAGUGAAAGUUACACAAAAAAAUAAAAGACAAAUAACUAGGAAAACAAAUACAAAAACUAAAACAAAAGAAACGUGUGAAAAUAAUGUAGAAUUUGAAACUGAUUUAAAUGAAAAAGUAUAUAAACAAGUGGAAGAUAGUGAAAAUAAUGCAACAACUUUAAAUACAAGUGAUAAUGCAGAAGAAUUGAGUGUUUCAAGUAAAGAAUUGGAAACCGAAACAGCAAAUUUAAGUGCCAUUGCAUUAAAUGCAAAUGCUGAAAUAUUAGAACAGACUGAAGACUUUUUAAAUUCCAAAUCCCCAAAUACUAGUGUUGAGACAUCAGCAGCAACUACCUGCGCAACUUCUACAGAUUUAUUCCAGCCUAAAGCGCCAACGAACGAAGAAAGUAAAAACGAACCCACAACAGUAUUAGAUAAUUCCAUACCCCUCCCAUUCCAAGAACAUACAAACUCCAAGAGUCCCACACAAGCACCGCUUAACACUUCUACUACAAGUGAGAGUGAACACUUUGAAUUUCAUACACCUAAAAUAUCACUAAUACCAAUAUCACGUCUACUUGCCUCAGAGUUUUGGGAGUCCAACUGCAGCGAUAGCUUAACAGCGCCAGAAAACUCCUGUAAACUCAACAAUACCCCACAGAAAACCGUUUAUAAACCAAAUUUAGUUAAACGCAAACGUAACGUUUCAACCUGCAGUAACUCCUCCACAAACAGUCAAACAAAUAGUGCUACCGAUCGUAUAGUAGAAAAACUGGUCACAAUGAAUAAAAUCAAUAUUAAGAAUAUUAUCAAUAGCAGUGAAACGAAAUACGAUGAAGCCCUUAAGACACAAGCCAGGAAACGUUUGCGCGAAGAAAUACGCCGCCAAUUGAAGAGCAUGAAUAUAGAACCACCAAAAUAUCCCAUAUGCUCGGAUUUUGUACCCGAUGAAAUAGUCGAUUCUAUUGAUAUACCCGAUGUGGUAUUCGAUGAGAUACGUAAAGCUUUGGGACUAGAGCUAUUUCCUUUAAACAAAGAAGAAAACAUAAAAUCCAUAAAAGAAAUAUUAUCAACAGUAACAGCAGAUGACAAUGUAUUGUCAACAAUGCCGCCGACGGUUGAAGCACAGCAACAGCCCUUGUUAACAGUUGAUAUCAUAAAUACAGAACAGAAUGCGACAACUUUAGCGCCCAUGGAAAUAGAUGAAUUGCUAUCAAUUCAAAAGAUCCCUGAACUACCUACUACUAAACCACCACCACCAACAGCAUCCUCGCCACCCAAAGUUAAGUGUGAAAUUAAGAGCGAAAUGAUAACUGAAAAUAAACAUUCUUUGGAGAAAAUUAAGGCAUCAGACAGCAGUCGCGCCAAAACAAAGAAACUCACAAAACGUAAAGAAUCUCAUAAAUCUAGAAGUCAUCGAACUCCCAAAAAGCCUAAAGAAGAUGUGGUGGUACUCAUAACAUCCUCUUCGGAGUCAUCUUCCUCGUCAUCAUCUUCCUCCUCCUCUUCUUCGUCGUCGUCUUCUUCGUCAUCUUCCUCCUCGUCUAGCGAUUCAGAAUCGGAUGUAUCAGAAAAAAGUUCUGCUUCUUUGGCCAAAAGAAAACGUCUCAAACUUAAAGUGGAUGCUGAAAAUGUGGUUGAUAGUUUUGAAAAAUUAAUCCUCAGCAGUUUAAGUGAGAGUCUUAAAGAACGUUAUCGCAGCAAAUAUUCCACUUCUAUUAGUACCAAACUUCAUUUUAUAUCAUGUAUUUGCACCAGUGAAUACAACAGCGGCAAGUUUUCCAAACUACAAAUAGCCAAAGUGCAAAAGAAUCUUAAAUCCUCGGAUUGUUCGAUGGCUUUGGAAUUUCUAAUGAAAGAAAUUGUAAAUGUUUUCAAUAAACAAAAACAGGUGGCUAAACUGGAAGAUGGCAAUAAUAAGUCUGCCAGAAAAUCAGAUAGUUCGCCAAGAAAGGAACCCACAAAAGAUGCCGGCAAGAAGGCAAGUAAUGAACAUAUUGCCAAAGAAAAAUCUAAUAAUAGCAAAACAUCAAGCAAAUCAUCAACCGAUACAAUAAAAACAAAAACUGUCAAUGCAGCAGAAAAAGUUGUAUUUUCCGCCACCAAUGGUGAGAAACACAUUCAACAAUGUGUUAGCAAAGUUUUGUCUCUUUACCGUCAGGAAAUGAAGGCCGCCAUGCAAGCAAAUGAAACAAAAAAUCAAAACUCAAACGCACAGAAAUCGUCAUCAAUACCAUCAUCAUCAGCAGCAACAGCUGAAAAUUCAACAAAGACGCCCCAACAACAACAGCAGCAAACAUCAACAAAGUCAUCAUCAUCAUCAUGCUCUUCAUCACUAACAACUUCAAACAAUAAAGAUAAAAAUGCUGGCUAUGCAAAACAUAAUGAAAAUGAAUCGCAUUUAAAAAAUCCAAUAAAUUGUCUUAAUCAACAGCAGCAGCAACAACAUCAAACAACUUCACAACAAAGUCAAGCUACUAACCGAGAUAAUGAUGAACAACUCCAAUUGAAUACGUCGUGCUCAUUGACAAAAUUGCAACAAAGUGCAGACACUGCCAAGGAAAAGCUAACAACACAAAUUAUACCAAUUCAUAACUUCUGCUCCUCUGACUUUAGCAGCAAUGUCACCGCUAGUCUAAAUGGUAACCUAAACUCAAGUAUUUUAGGCAUUUCUUCAGCCAGUUUUAAUCAACAGCCCUCAUUUCCCAUAGUCGAUCUGGAGGAAUUAAGAAAACAAAGUCCUGUAGGCGAAGUGGUGGUCAAUAAUCUGCGUGAAAUCGAUGUUAAACUAAUGGAACUGCAUAAAAGGAAAAUGUACUUGGAGGAAAUGAUAUUGAAGUUGCAAAAAGAUAAAAUGGAAGCCGAUCUCUUGACCAUAAAACUGCAAAAUGAGAAAUUUAUACUUCUCAAUACCGCCAUGACAGCAAAUGUUACUUCGACUGCUUUGAAAAACAGCAACAACAAUAACGAAAAUUACAAUAACAACGGUAAACAAAAUGAAACCUUUUCAUCUUUUAAGAAUAUAAAAACAGAAGCAUAUAAAUCUAAAGAAACUUCCCAGGAGGAUGUUGAAAAAAAGCAAGAAGAACCUCUUAAAAAGAAUUUGAAACCCCGAUCUUUGAUUAAAUCUCCGGCAGCAAAAAGAAAACCGGUUGCCGGUGCUAAAAGGAAAAUUGCAACGAACGCUACAACUAGUGAAACUCCCAAAAAACGCAAGAAACCCAUAAUAACAAAAACAAUUGCUAAGAAAACUGCAACACCAAAAACCACAAAAUCAAAUCAAAACAAAGUUAUAGCAACAAAAACGGAUAGCAGCAAGAACGCAACUACUAUAAAUCCAGCAAAGUCUGUAGAAGAAUCUUCGGAUAAGGAUAAAAAUGAUAACAGUUCUUCAACGGCACCACCACCACCGCCACUACCAAUAGAACCCACUCCCUCUCCUCCCAAUCCACCAGCUGCACCCCAACCGCCUCCACUUACCACUUCUCCAACAACAACAACAGUAACAGAAAUCAAUAAUAAUCCUCAAGUAGCUAUAACAAAAUCUCCUAUUAAUAAAUCUCUAUAUAAAAAUAUGCCCACUGGCAGUUUUGAUGAUAUACGCAAUCCGAUUACACAAAUACGAAUAUUUGAGGAAUUUAUAUUUGCCUCUUCAGAGGAUGGCAAACUUUAUAAGUUUGAUGUUAAUACUCUUAAGCUGCUGAUGCAAUUUGCCAAACACUGUGAAGCCAUAACACAAAUGUACUUAUGCCCCGAAAGGAAAUUUAUCUUUACCACUUCUCUGGAUGGUUAUCUUAAGAAAUCAUCAUUGGAGAACUUCGCAAAGGAUUUAAAAUCGGUAUAUCUACAAGAACCUCUGCAAUCUAUCGAUAUACAAUGGAAUAUCGCAUUUAUUGGCAGUAGAUGGGGAAAUAUAUACACCUACAAUGUUGAUACAAAUACCUUGUCAGAUAAACCUCUAUGUUCAACAGACUCAUCAAUCAUAUCAAUCAAGGCCACAAAGGAAGGUGUACGUAAAAUACUAAUUGUCUCCUCUAAAGGCAAUCUAAUACACUUAAGGGAUGCUAAUUCUGGUCUCCUAUUGCGUACAUUUGAUGUACCGGAAUCAAUAAACAUAUACAGUAUACUAUUAAAUGAUGACAUCAUUUAUUGUGGCACACAAAAGAAAGAAAUACGAAAAUAUGAUUUUGUGAGCGGUCAAUAUUUGGGUGUAAUGACUUGUGGCAAUGGAGCAGUCAGCAUGCAAAUGUACAACAAUAAAUACAUAUUUGUGGGAUGUUAUGAUGGUUAUAUUUAUAUAUUGGAUAAAACAACGGGAAAACAAUUGGGACGUUUAGCUGGUUCUGGAAAAAUGAUAUUAACUUUAGAAAUUAUCGAAGAUAAAAUUAUCACUUCAGCAAAGGAUAAUACCAUGAAAGUAACCGAUAUACCAAGUUAUUGUUUAAAAAACAAUACUAAAAUAAAUUAAAAAUUUAUUAUCUCUUUUUGCAAUCUAAAAUUAACAUUUCGUCUUUAAGCGAAAAACUAGUAAUUCAAUGAAUAAUUUUUAAAAUUUAAUUUAUAAUUACAUAGUUUAUUUAAAUAUUUUAUUAAUAUUUAAUGCUAUUUUGCUUCAAUAUUUCUAUAAUAAUAUAUACAUACAUAUAUACAAAUAUGAAUUUAUAAAACCAUUUAAUUUUAGUACAUAUUUCUUUUUUUUAUAAUUUGAAAUAAUAUUUAAAAUAGGUCAUUCAUUCAUUAUUCAUAUAUAUCGUACAUACAAAAUGUAGCAUCAUUAAAAAGUAAAAAAUACAAAAUAAUAAUGAAAUAAAAACAUAAAAUUAAAGAAAAAAA
This is a messenger RNA of Lucilia cuprina (Australian sheep blowfly), 6383 nucleotides long. RefSeq names its product serine-rich adhesin for platelets. Bases 1072 to 6018 code for a protein of 1648 amino acids. Lineage: Eukaryota; Metazoa; Arthropoda; Insecta; Diptera; Calliphoridae. Gene Ontology annotation, molecular function: protein binding; RNA binding. The record is from RefSeq and is a predicted model, not a curated record. The transcript is spliced from 7 exons.